Xiphophorus hellerii (green swordtail) is the source of this 3750-nucleotide messenger RNA. Its product is annotated as interleukin-17 receptor C. The coding region runs from base 266 to 2323 and encodes 685 amino acids. The record is from RefSeq and is a predicted model, not a curated record. Lineage: Eukaryota; Metazoa; Chordata; Actinopteri; Cyprinodontiformes; Poeciliidae. Gene Ontology annotation, molecular function: interleukin-17 receptor activity. The transcript is spliced from 16 exons.
UGAGAAGUCAACAACUUUUCCAAGGUUGCAUCUGAGCAGGUAGCUCAACAGCGACAUGCCCACGUCCCGGGGCUGUCAUUCAAUUUGUGCAGUGAAACCUAGUACAGGCGGCUCACGUGUGCGGAUCCAACAGCAAGCCUAGCAGCUUGUUUUCUUCUUGGAAAUAUAGUUCCGCUGAGGCAUCGUGCUGCUCUAUGGACGAAACGGUCAAGGAGAAGCUGGGAAAAGAGGAUUAAAACGUCCCUGUCGGCUUCGAGCGGAAAAUAUGACUCCCUUUCUGCGCAUGGGAGCGCAUGUUGUGGCUGUGCUCAUUGUGUGGCUGCUCCUGUCAGCAGGCGCGCAGGAAAAGGACACACCUGAACUACUCUGCGGCCAGGGUCUCUCUGACUGCCACAUGACCAAAGUGUCUUUCAGAGAUGCCCCACCUGAUCCAUAUGGCUCUCUAAAUAUUACACACUUUCAGCUUAACGCCACUCACUGCCACUUGGUCUGUGAACCAUGUCUACAAAUUAAAAUCAGUCUCCAGGUAGGUGCAGAUUUCGAAAAGCAGAGUCCUGACGGAUCAGGUGACGACAGCGAUGAAGAAGCUAUUGUGAAAGUCUGUCUCUCCUUGCCGGGUUCCAUCGAUAUCUGCAGGGCAAUCCGUUUUAAACUAACCUACAUGAGCGCGUCCUCCAAAUACGAGUUGCUGCUGAUAGAGAAAGUGAAUUUUGAGGCUCCUGUUGUGGUCACAGCCGAUUCAAAGGAAACACAAAUCGUCAAAAAUAUCACAUUUCCUGCACCUAAAGAAGUCUGCCCCUUGAAUCUCUUGGAAGAUUUUCAAGAGCUCCACGUUCCCAGGUUCCAUGUAAAUGACACAGAAAGCUCGGUCCGGCUGCAACUGCAAAAUAUUCCUCCCACACAAGAGAAGGUCUAUUGGGGAAUGGAAUGGGAUGACGUAUCUGGACAGCCUCUUCUGUGGCCCACUGGCGAGAGUGAAAUAGUUAUUCCAUCAUAUCUCAUUGCACCAUGCCUAUGCUUCCUGGCAUGGUUUGACAGUAAAAACACGAAAGGGAAGUACUGUCCUUUCACAAAUAAAACAGACGCUCUGAGAAGAAUGCAACACAACAUGUCUGUGACGAUGGUGGAGUCUCCGUUAAGGAUUGGGGAAACGGGACUGAGCUGGAAUGUAACCUCUCCCUGUAAAGUGCAGGCAGAGGUGCAAUUGUGCAAGAAAGACAUGGCAGGGGGCCAGUGUGAAGAAGUGACGGGGUCCAAACAGCAACUCAAGACUACUGGUUGGACUGCGGCGCACAGAGUACACUGGCAAGCAGGGGAGUUCUUGCUCCAGCCACACCCUCAGCUUUGUGUGCAGGUUAAAUCUGAAUGGAUGGUCUCGUUCUCAGAGCCCCAGUGUCCAUUUGAAACACAUCGAGAGAGAUGGAUUCUUUCACUUCUCGUCGGAUUUAUCCUGAUAUGUUUGGCUAUACUUGGAGUCUAUUUGAUACAAGGCGUUCUGAAAGGAUAUGUUUGGAGAUGGUUGAAGGAUGAUGACGUCAAAGGUGCUGUGGGUGGCGGUCAUGUGAUGCUGCUAUAUCCGCCUGAUGAUGACAAGCGUCUCCCAGAGCUCCUAUGUCACUUGGGUUCAUCUCUUCAGGCCCUGGGCUUCACCGUGUCUCUUGACCUCUGGAGCCAGGGCGAACUCAGCGUGCUCGGCCCCGUGCCCUGGCUCCACUCGCGACUGGACCGUCUGAAGCGGCAGGGCGGUAAGGUGGUGCUAGUCCUAACCCAGACCACGUGGACCAGAGCGGAGGAAUGGGGAGCCCGCAGCUGCGAGAACAAUGAAGAGAGCAUCAGAGGAGCGGAGGGGGACUCUGCCUUGUCCCGGCACGUGGAUGUUUUUGGCGCCUCGCUGAGCUGUAUUCUUGCAGACUAUUUACAGGGCCGCGCAGGCGAGCGGUUCAUGCUGGUGCAGUUUGAGUCACUCCCUCCUGCACCUCCGGGUGGUUACCGACCGCUUCCAAGACUUUUUUGUGGACUCCAUCUCUACAGUCUUCCGUCCCAAAGUCUGGGCUUUCUGACUGAGCUGGCGGGCUCCAAACAAAUCGCCUCAGCAUCAGCAAGGCGGAAAAGGGCAGGGGGGCUUCGAAUGGCAUCCAGAGUGUUUGCCAAAAGGCUGUCGGGGUUCACAGCAGGGACAAAUGUGUUGCAUCUUGCUGGUGUAUCUCCAGGCUGUGUUGGGCGGGAAGAGGAAGACUCUGGGGAAACACUACUCUUAGAACCAAAUUUAAUCACACCACCGUCCAGUCCUGAUACAGUGGUCGGUAAAAUGGAUUGGGUCUGACAACUAGAGAGGAUCAUAAAGGACAAGUUAUGGGAGGCUCCAGUGUACCUGGAGUUGAGUUGAUACCUCAAUUAAUGCACAAAGAUAUACAUUUUCUGUUUGUGUUACCCUUACUGUGUCGUGGGAUGCUGAUGCUUGAUGAUCUCCAAGUGUCUCCAGAAGUUAUUGAACAGAAGGCAGUUAAGAGUUAGGACACAACUGCAUGACAUUAGAACAUCUUUCAGUGGAAAUAAUAUUGGUAAAUAUUGGAUUGAUGAUAUCAGUUACGAUAUGCCUAAUAUUUUCCCUCUUGUCUCUAUUGUCUGUGCUUCUUACACUCUGUGAUCUUUAGCAUUUUGGGUCAAUGUUAUUAGUGUCCAGUGAGAGUAUUUGCUGCAGUGAGGCUGUGUCCAACUAGAUUAACAUUGGAAGAAAAUGCAAUUUCAUAAGUCUUGGAAUAUAUUAGCUGGAAUUAUUUCACUCCAAACAGUCCUUUGAAAUAUGAUUAUUGUGCACAUUGAUAUUGCGAUAAUUUGCAAUAUAUUGUGCGGACUAGGUUAGGUUGCUGAUCCAAGACAUGGCAACACAGAAGCACAAAAGGCGAACAAUCACACAGACACAUACCGCCACCUAUGGGGACUUGAAAGAGAAACUUAGCACACUUAGUUUGGACAAUGUGAAGAAAGUGAAGUAACUGGAGAAAACCCACACCUGCAUAGGGAGAAAAUUUGAACUCAGAGUUCAGAAAAUACAUAUGAACACCUGCAGUUAGUUUGAAGUGACCAGUGAACCAUGUUUCUGAACUGAGGGAGGAAUCUGGCAUGUCUGGAAGAAAACACUCAUGCAUGAGGACAACAUGGAAAUUGCUUUAGGACAUGUUGAAGCAUCAUAUUGUUCAACAGUUUUGCUAGUUAGGUUUAUCAAACAGUAAUAUCAGCUUGAUAAGCCUGGAUGCUAUGUGUUUAGCCGCAAGAACAGUUUCAUAUGAUAAAUAUUAGAUCAGUAAAGCUUGAGCAGCUAACUCUUAAGAGAAACAUGAUCCAGCACUGAAACAUGACACUACCUGGAAAAACAAAAUGCAUUAAAAAUAGAAGAUAUUUUUAGGAGUUUGCAAAUUAUGUUUGUGAUCUUGAAAAAGCAAAAUGGCAUUAACACAAAACCUCAAAAAGAGCAUUUUCAGUGUAGCAUGCUCUUGAUAUUUAUACCAACCUUUCCAGAGGCACUGUGUGUAUUUAAGUCAUUUUACCUGUACAUGAUGUUCUUGCAAUUCAUCUGGACAGUAAAAACCCUACAAUUCAUGAAAGAAAAAAUUUAUAUAUAUGAGAGACUACACAUGUAAAUAUGCUAUAUGGUUUGCUCAGGAAUUCUGAGUUGGUUUUAUACUGUGAUUUCUCUUAAAUGUUUUAAUAUGGGAUUGAAUAAAGCAUUAUUGUACUUGUCUAUAAACA